Sebastes umbrosus (honeycomb rockfish) is the source of this 1341-nucleotide messenger RNA. RefSeq names its product zona pellucida-like domain-containing protein 1. NCBI's taxonomy places the organism in Eukaryota, Metazoa, Chordata, Actinopteri, Perciformes, Sebastidae. Gene Ontology annotation, cellular component: cell surface. The coding region runs from base 32 to 1258 and encodes 408 amino acids. The record is from RefSeq and is a predicted model, not a curated record. The transcript is spliced from 10 exons.
AGGAUUUAUCAAUCAGCUUCCUCCAGACAGCAUGACUCUCUAUCUUUGUCUCCCUCUGCUGGCUGUGCUCCUACAGCCGACUCUGUGUCUCUACAACUGCUCGUCUGAGUAUGAGAGGAUCCCAGACAAUGCGGACAUGAUGGUUGACUGUGGCACUAGUACAAUCACCCUGGAGAUCAACCUGUGCACGGCUCAGUGGGCCGGCUUCAACACCACAGACCUGGCCAUGAACGGGAACCACAACACCACGGAGUGCCAGGGCUCCAUCGACACCAGCGUGGACCCUCCAGUCAUCCGUUACCUGCUUCCUGUCAACCAUAGCCAGAGUAACCCCUGCCGCCAGUCUCUGCAGAUUGUGGAUGAGACCCCGGACCCCACAGGUCCAUUCAGCAGCUUCUUGACCAUCCAGUCAGUUAUCAUCACCGGGUUCAUUAACACACCCAAAUCUGACCAGGGGGUGAUCAGCUACUCCACAGACCUCUACUAUCACUUCUCCUGCCGCUACCCGCUGGAGUACCUCAUCAACAACACACAGAUUGUGGCCUCCUCAGUUUCCGUGGCGACCAGCGAUAAUAAUGGGUCCUUCAUUGACACAUUGAAAAUGAGUGUUUAUAAUGACUCUGACUAUAGCAACCCGUUAGUGGUACCUCCAAAAGGAAUUGUGCUCCGAACCAGGAUCCACGUGGAGGUCAAGGCUGUUAACCUUACAGGAAAUUUCCACUUACUGUUGGAUCACUGUUUUGCCACUCCCACUCCUUACAACACGACGCAUAGUGAGCAGCACAACUUCUUCACCGGCUGUAAUGUGAACCAAAGGACAACUGUGACAAGCAAUGGCCUAUCCAUGGUUGCCCGGUUUAACUUCGAGGCCUUCCGCUUUGUUCAGCACCGCGACCAGGCAAAGUCCAGCAUCUAUCUGCACUGCAUAAUGAGACUCUGUGAGCCCAGCAAAUGUCAAGAGCUGCUGUCUGCCUGUACUAAUAAAAGAAGAAAAAGAUCUGUGGCCGCUUUUGGAGAAGAAAGCAGGGAAUCAGCCACUGUUACAGUCGGACCUCUUUACACUGCCGCCGGAGAAGACAAGCCAUAUGCAGCUGCCUAUAGUAAUGACGUGGCAUCAGAGAGGGAUAACGUGGACGUGACGGGCUUGGUGGUGGGGGUGUUGUUUGGCUCGGCUGCUGCUGCCUUGCUGGUUCUGGGCGGCUGGUUCGCCCUGAAAAAGUUUUAUUGGGCGGGAGGAUUACCUCACUCCUUUAACUGACAGAACAACCGGACCAACUCGUCACCUCAUACCAGAUUGUUACUGUGUGUUUAUUGUAAGAUGUUGCGAUUUGUCAGUAAGAA